Messenger RNA from Grosmannia clavigera kw1407, 822 nucleotides. RefSeq names its product short chain dehydrogenase reductase. Gene Ontology annotation, molecular function: acylglycerone-phosphate reductase (NADP+) activity; triacylglycerol lipase activity. The coding region runs from base 1 to 822 and encodes 273 amino acids. Gene Ontology annotation, biological process: phosphatidic acid biosynthetic process; triglyceride catabolic process. The record is from RefSeq and is a predicted model, not a curated record. Gene Ontology annotation, cellular component: endoplasmic reticulum; lipid droplet. The transcript is spliced from 3 exons. Lineage: Eukaryota; Fungi; Ascomycota; Sordariomycetes; Ophiostomatales; Ophiostomataceae.
AUGGCUGCUUCACCUCGUCCGGGCCUCUUUGUCAUUGCCUCCGCCCGCAGACUGGAAGUGCUGGAAGGCUUGGCGGCCAAGGGCAUUGCCACCGUGGAACUCGAUGUGACGAACAAAGAGUCUAUCGUUAGGUGUCGAGAAGAGGUGUCCAAGAUCACCUCCGGCCGGCUGGAUAUCCUGGUCAACAACGCAGGCCGCACACACGUCGAAGCUGCCACAGACCUAGACAUGGAUGAGGUCCGGGCCACGUUUGAGACGAAUGUGUUUAGCGUCAUGGCCAUGUGCCAGGCCUUUGUGCAGCUGCUGAUCGAGGCGCGCGGCCUGAUCAUCAAUAUCGCGUCGAUCGCAUCCAUUGCGCCGUAUGCUUUCGCCUCGGCCUACUCGGCCUCCAAGGGCGCCGUCAUCGCGUACUCACGCACGCUGCGGCUAGAACUGCGGCCCUUUGGCGUCCGCGUGACCGUCGGCAUGAUCGGCACGGUGCGCUCCAACAUUGCCAGCAAGCCGCGCUCACUGCCAGCCGACAGCCUCUACCUGCCCAUCGCCGACGUCUUCGAGCAGCGGCAGACCUUCAGCCAGACGAACAAGACCAUGGAAACAUCCGAGUUUGCGCGCCACCUGGUAGCUGCUGCCCUGCGGCCAGAAGCACCGCUGUUCCUGCGCAGCUGGUUCGGCCGGCCCGAUUGGUUCUGGUGUGGUGGCAUGGCCACUGUUGCAUGGCUUGGCACCGUCCUGGGCGAAUGGGUGGUCGAUGCGUCGUGUUGGAGGCUGUUUCGCCUGUGGAAGCUCAAAGAGAUUGUAGACCAGAAGCUGAAGAAAGCAUAG